AUGAGUUCGCCUCCACGGAAGAAGAGAGUGAACUCCGGGUUCGUGUCCAACCCGUUCGUCAAGAAGCGUAAUCUGGAGUGGUCCAUAUCCCCGCCGCGUCCCCUCCAAAAUGCCGACCGUGGGCCUAGUGAAGCAGAAGGCCCACGAACCGGAGCCCAUCCACCUACGCAACUUGCAGACGAACAAAGUAGCGCAGGGAGAUGCCUCCAAGACGACCCUCAGAAACCACGGGACGGGCUCUCAGCAUCCGCAGCCAUCGAGAAUAACACAGUCAAGGUGACCGACCACCUCGACUGGUUUUCCAGCCUUCUCACAAAGGCUACCCUUCAGCCCUUCCCAGAAGGCCAACCCCGCCUCGCCAUACCAGCAUACCGGUCUCUGUAUAACAAUUCCUUCCAGUCCUCAGCCGGCGCCCAUUUUGUCGUAACGCAGCACGAUCAUCCAGUUGCCGGACCCCACUACGAUCUCAGGCUGCAGAUCAAUAAGGACUCAUCGUGCUCCUGGGCGGUCAUGUACGGCCUCCCAGGAGAUCCAAACUCGCGAGGCCGUACGGGGCGUGCGACGGGCGCGGGUGUACUCCGCUAUGCAAUAGAGACGCGGGUUCAUUGUCUCUGGAACCACCUGAUCGAAACAGCUGGCUCGCACACGGGCAGCCUUCUGGUGUGGGACACCGGAUCGUAUGAGGUCCUGCCGCCGCGGCAGACCGAUCACGCCCCAGCGGACUCUCAAGAGGGGAGCUCGGACGCCGGCGAAGAGGAAGAUGGCUGGGCAAAACUCACCCAACAGGAGAAGCUCGCCGCGGCUUUUUCCUCGCGCAAGAUAAGACUGCGACUAAAUGGCUCGAGACUUCCUCGGGGCUACGCCGUGAACAUGCGCCUAACGAAGGACGAGGAUGCCGCUGGGCGCGCCAAGGCGGCCAGGCCUGCAGGCACACGGAAGAAGAGGGGUGGGAAAGCGCCUCCGAAGAAGGCGCCGGAGGCGAGCAGUGAGAGUGAUGGAUCUGGCCCUGACACGAGGCCAGACCGCGAAGAUGGAGAGGAGGAGGAGUUCAACGACGAUUCCACAGCUGCGGGCAAGCAUGUCGAAGGCAUCUCUGGGGCGGAAAGAGAGCUUCGUGAGCUCGAGAAUGCCGAGACCCGCAGGACAAACGCGUACUCUGGGGCUGUCAACUCUAUUGGAAGUGUGUACCAGCGCCAGUGGUUCUUGUCUAUAGAUAGAGAGGAAUGUGGGUUCGUGAGAACAAAGAAGGAUGGAAGGGUGUGGUGGCAGCGGCAGCGGCAGCGGCGUGGUGAACCGUCAGUAGAGGACGAACAAGAAAAUGACCAGGUUAAAGGCAGGCUUCAGUGGCCUUUCUACGUACGCGGCCCUGACCACGAGAGGAGUAUCGUGACCGGUCGGCUUGGGGCCGAUAUACUGAGGGACGAAGGUGUUAUUGGUUUCGUUCGGAGGAAAGGGUGGAGGCCUAUCCUUGGGUGA
Diaporthe batatas is the source of this 1476-nucleotide messenger RNA. RefSeq lists its product as uncharacterized. Bases 1 to 1476 code for a protein of 491 amino acids. The record is from RefSeq and is a predicted model, not a curated record. The transcript is spliced from 2 exons. Lineage: Eukaryota; Fungi; Ascomycota; Sordariomycetes; Diaporthales; Diaporthaceae.